Messenger RNA from Scylla paramamosain (green mud crab), 1733 nucleotides. It is a transcript of the gene Txl, whose product is annotated as thioredoxin-like protein 1. Gene Ontology annotation, cellular component: cytosol. Bases 140 to 1006 code for a protein of 288 amino acids. NCBI's taxonomy places the organism in Eukaryota, Metazoa, Arthropoda, Malacostraca, Decapoda, Portunidae. The transcript has 6 exons. Gene Ontology annotation, molecular function: protein-disulfide reductase activity. The record is from RefSeq and is a predicted model, not a curated record.
UGAGUUGCAGCAAUAAGUAUCAGAUGGUGGUGUAAACAGAGCGGUCCAGUGACUCAGCACACAACUUGUCUCGUACACACCCGGGUCCUCUGACUCAAUUUUUGUCAUCUAGGUUUACUUAUCAGCGUUUAAGUUCACGAUGGCUGCCAACUUCAAGGUAUUAAGUGAAGACAGUCAGUUCCAGGUGGAAUUGACUCAGGCAGGCGGCAAGCUAGUGGUGACCGACUUCACAUCAGCGAGAUGUGGGCCAUGUCAACGUAUUGCUCCAGUAUUCGAGGAGAUGGCACGCAGAUUUCCUAAUGCAAUCUUCCUCAAAAUUGAUGUCAACCAGUGCCCCACAACCUCAGCCUCCCAAGGAGUAACAGCUGCCCCAACAUUCAUAUUCUUCAGAAACAAGACAAAGCUGGAUAGCCUGCAGGGAGCAGAUCCUGAAGGGCUGGAGGCACGGAUCCGGCAGCACUAUGGUGAUGGGGAAGGGGAAGAGGUGGAAGAUUCUGGGGUGCCUGGACAUAUUGAUCUGAUGCCAAUGAUCAACAAGGCAGGAUGCGAGUGCCUCAAUGAGAGUGAUGACCAUCCAUUUACCCAGGCACUCUCAUCCUCUGGUGGCUACAUGGAGUCUGACACAGAUGAGCAGCUUAUAUUAUACCUGUCAUUUAGUCAAGCUGUCAAAUUGCACAGUAUGAGGAUCAAGGGCCCAAGUGAGAAUGGACCCAAGACACUGAAGCUUUUCAUCAACCAGCCACACACAAUUGACUUUGACACAGCUGAGUCUGCCAACCCUGUGCAGGAGUUGACUCUGGCUCCCAAGGACCUGGAUGGGGAGCUGAUACCACUCAAGUUUGUCAAGCUGCAGAAUGUGAUGAAUCUCACUAUAUUCUUCAAGGACAACCAGACUGGGGAAGAAACCACCCAGGUCAGCUACCUUCAGAUCAUUGGAUCUCCUGUCCAGACUACCAAAAUGUCAGACUUCAAGAGAGUCACCGGCAAAAAGGGAGAGAGUCAUUGAUCACAGAGGAAACUUAACUUUAGUCUUUUGUUUCCUUAAAGACUUAAUUCUGCUAAACUUGUAUUUUCAAUUACCUCAAGUUACCUUGCAUUUUGUUAAGUCCUUUUCCUUUACAGUGAACUCUACCUUCUGUUAAUACUAAGCUGCAUAGUGCAAAGUACAACAUAUUUAGGCCUUCAGAAUAAGCAGAUGACUAUUACCAACAUUUAAUUUUCUUAGAUAUAUGCUGACAUAGUUAAGCAUUAUUAAAAGUGCUAAAAAUAUACUCGUAAAGACUGAUUUUUGGCCCAGCACCUUUGUGGCCCAAGCAGCUGUGUUGUGAUAUGCUGUGUCAGGAAUCAGGAUAGCUAUAUCUCAAUGGAUGGGUCUUUCACUAGUCUCCGAGGAGUGGAGCUGCAAUUUAACUCACCGUAUCGCCUUUGGCAAAUAUCUUAAUGCUGCUUCACAACCAUCUUUGCACUAUUUCUUGUCAUCAGCCAUUUUAUAAGUGGGUGAACAGAUAUUUUUUUAGUCUCAGGAGUGAGUCUAGUAAGUCUGGUUGGUAAACAAUUACCUUAAACAAACUAAUUUGUGUGCAUAUGUCAAACAAUUUUCUUGCUUUGGUGGUUGUUUUCCUCUUUAGUAGCUUGAUUAUAAUUAAACUGAAACAGAAAGGUAAUAUUUUGUUUUGUAAGCAGAUUUACCUAUAAUGUCUUGUUGCAUAUAAAAGAAUAAAAUCUAAAUCUUG